AUGGUUGGAAAACUGAAGCAGAACUUACUCUUGGCCUGUCUGGUGAUUAGCUCUGUGACCGUGUUUUACCUGGGCCAGCAUGCCAUGGAAUGCCAUCACCGCAUAGAGGAACGGAGCCCGCCCGUUAAGCCAGAGAGCGUGAAGUCGACUGUGCGGACUGGCCCGGACCUCAAAGCCAACAAGACCUUUGCCUACCACAAAGAUAUGCCUUUAAUAUUUAUCGGCGGUGUGCCUCGGAGUGGAACCACUCUCAUGAGGGCCAUGCUGGACGCACACCCGGACAUCCGCUGCGGAGAGGAAACCAGGGUCAUCCCUCGCAUCCUGGCCCUGAAGCAGAUGUGGUCACGGUCCAGUAAGGAGAAGAUUCGCUUGGAUGAGGCUGGGGUCACCGAUGAAGUGCUGGAUUCCGCCAUGCAAGCCUUCUUACUAGAAAUCAUCGUCAAGCAUGGGGAGCCAGCCCCUUAUCUAUGUAACAAAGAUCCGUUUGCCCUGAAAUCCUUAACAUACCUUGCUAGGUUAUUCCCCAAUGCCAAGUUUCUCCUGAUGGUCCGAGAUGGCCGGGCAUCAGUCCAUUCAAUGAUUUCUCGAAAAGUUACUAUAGCUGGAUUUGACCUGAACAGCUACAGAGACUGUUUGACCAAAUGGAAUCGUGCCAUAGAGACCAUGUAUAACCAGUGCAUGGAGGUUGGUUAUAAAAAAUGCAUGUUGGUUCACUAUGAGCAGCUCGUCCUGCAUCCUGAGCGGUGGAUGAGAACGCUCUUGAAGUUCCUCCAUGUUCCUUGGAACCACUCAGUACUGCACCACGAAGAGAUGAUAGGGAAAGCAGGGGGAGUGUCUCUGUCAAAAGUAGAGCGAUCUACAGACCAAGUCAUCAAGCCCGUCAACGUGGGCGCUCUGUCCAAAUGGGUCGGGAAGAUACCUCCGGAUGUGCUCCAGGACAUGGCCGCGAUUGCGCCCAUGCUCGCCAAACUCGGAUACGACCCAUAUGCCAACCCCCCGAACUACGGGAAGCCCGACCCCAAAAUCCUUGAAAACACUAGAAGGGUCUAUAAAGGAGAAUUUCAGCUCCCUGACUUCCUUAAAGACAAAGCCCAGCAGACUGAGCAAGUGGAGUAGCAGAGCCUGGAACAUCUUUCCCACGCAAGGAAGCCAUCUCAGCGCUUGGAGGCGCAGUGUGCUCAGGGGCCCCGUUCAUCUCCUGGCAGGAAUCCGCCUGGCGCCAGCUUGUUCACACUGCCUGCCAGCGCUGGGUGACACUGUGGACUUCCGUCGUGCCUGGACCAGCAUGGGCUUCCUUUUGCACAGUGCCUGGCGUCCCCAGUUGCCCUGCUUGCAGAUUCGCACGUGUGCACAAAGGCGCAGAUCCAUGCUCUCUGCAUACAUCGGGUGCCUCUCCUCUCUCCUUUUGUCAUUUUGCCUAAUUACUGGAAGAUGGCAGUGGCAGCAGAAAGCUUUAUUUUAUUUUACAUAAUAACCAUGUAAGCCACGCAUAAAUAUGUAUAAUAUUUACAUAUGACAUGACAUAUGUAAUGGAUAAUAUAGAAUGUGUUUACAAUUUCAUUCAGUUCUCAAGGCUUCUGGUAAGUGCUCUUCCUCCUGUUGUACUACACAAGGAAGCUGAAGUUGAGUAAUUGGAACGAGAGAUGUUUGUGACUUGAAUGGAUUGUAAACAUAAGCCCAUGGAGACUUCUUUGUCAUGUCAGAGCAUGGGUGUCCCUGAGCUGAUAACAGGUUUCAGAACCACAGCCGCCUUCUUGGUAAGGAGCACAUGCUGGAUGAGGGGUGCAAACUACAUGGGUAGGGACGGGCAAUGGCAGCUCUUAGACUGGGGUGAUGUUGCCUACAUAAAUGUACAGGAAAUGCGCCACCCACCCCCACACACAUACUGGGACCCACUGAGUGACCAGGUUUCAUGGGACAGAGCGUGCUGCACGCUGGCCGGCAGCAGCCUUCCACCUGGUUCACUUAUGGGGGCCCCUGGGAACCCAAUGCAGGCUCAGGAGAUUGGGAAGCCGGGAAAGCACCUUAGGAGAGAUCCUGUCUUCCGGUCUUUUGUACGCCUUGACAGUUGCACAAUCAUCGCUGUUCUCUAAAGAACCUAAGUAUUUGCUCUUUCCGUGGUUCAGGGCCAGCCUGGCCACCUUUGCACCCUCAGUCCCAGCACCCUUGCCCCUGCCGUGGCUUCCGCUGCAGAUGAAGGUUGGGUCGCUGAGAAACGGGCAGGGCAGCCCUGACUUUGGCCGCUGUGGUGUGUUUUGCGCAGAGAAGUUUCUUGCAGGCGUCCGAGGCCUCCCGUGCAGCCCCUCCUUCUGGGCAGCUGGGCUCCUCCUGGUCGGUCCUCUACCCCUGCUGCCUGGCUGCCAGGCACCAGCUGGGGAGGGGCGCUGGUGGCACAGGGAGAGCGCACAGGGACUCUGCACCCGUAACACUCUUGGUCUGUUUG
Molecule: messenger RNA, 2443 nt
Organism: Heterocephalus glaber (naked mole-rat)
Lineage: Eukaryota; Metazoa; Chordata; Mammalia; Rodentia; Bathyergidae
Source: RefSeq, a predicted model, not a curated record